Pan troglodytes (chimpanzee) is the source of this 3724-nucleotide messenger RNA. It is a transcript of the gene RNASE7, whose product is annotated as ribonuclease A family member 7. Gene Ontology annotation, biological process: innate immune response; defense response to Gram-negative bacterium; defense response to fungus. NCBI's taxonomy places the organism in Eukaryota, Metazoa, Chordata, Mammalia, Primates, Hominidae. The record is from RefSeq and is a predicted model, not a curated record. Gene Ontology annotation, molecular function: nucleic acid binding; RNA nuclease activity. Bases 1863 to 2333 code for a protein of 156 amino acids. The transcript has a single exon.
ACAGGCAUGCACCACCAUGCCUGGCUAAUUUUUCAAAUUUUUUGUAGAGACAGGGUUUCGCCACAUUGCCCAAGCUGGUCUUGAAUUCGUGGCCUUAGGCAAUCCUCCUGCCGUGGCCUCCCAAAGUGCUAGGAUUACAGGUGUGGGCCACCAUACCUGGCCAUUUUUGCCUUUUUUGUUCAGUGAUAUAUCCCAAGUACCUUGACACUUAGUAGAUGCUCGAUAAAUGUUGACCACAUGAAUGAAGCAUGCCCAAGAUUCUGAGAUUACCUACUACUUACAGGUAAAUUCUGAAAACAAAAAUAUUCCUCAUCUCAGUUUUACAGGCCUUCUCACCCACAGAGGGUGAUGCUUCUCUGUCUUGGCGUCUCGGUUCUCCUGAGUGUCAUAUUCCAAGCUCACAAGAGCUUGGAGUAGCACUGACCCAGAUGCUCCACACAGCUGUAACCACCACAAGGAACAGGACAUACAAGGUGAAGGAAGCACUAAGGCAGGAUGUCGAGAGCAGCAACACCAACAGCAUUUUAAACACAAACAUUUGGGCAGUAUUAAAGUUCUGCAAUUUUCAAUAAAAAAGGGAGGGAACAAGUGAAACUGAGAGGUGUUGGCUGCCUUCUCCAGCUAAAGCCAUGUGGCCUUGGUUGGUACCUGGAACUGGAGAGGCCCGUGAAUCAUUGUGGAAUGGCUUCGCUAUUGGGGAUGGUGCCAGGCCUCGUGACAGUGAUGAUUCAUUCGCCCACUUCCCUCGUGUCUCUUCCAUCUCCUCCGAAAGAUAACCAGUAUCUCCAGAUGACAAGGAACCAGACAAAGCAUCUUUCUAGGCUGUCCUAUCUGUGCCUCAGGUCAGAGAAGAAGCAACCCUUAACACCACAGUGAUUGACUCUUCCCAGGAUCAUGGGCCAGAAGUGUAUAUGAGAGGAUAUGAAUGACAACUCUUCCUGAAAUUGAUUUCAGUUGACACCUGGGUCAGGUGCUCUAUUAAAGACUCAUUAAAACCAUGUGGCCAGGGAACAAAUACAGUCUUCGAAUGUGACGAUUCAAGCUUCCUCAUUGCUGAACAUGUUUAGGCAGGUACAGGCAUCCUUAGGUGUCCACGUAUUUGGGACAUGUAAGUGGAGAGGCAUGAACCUGAUUCAUUUCCUGAUCCAGUGAUGCUCCCAGCCCACCCCCAAACAGACACAGCGUAGCCCGGGCCAGCUCUUAAGGAGUUCAGGAGUGAGAAGAGGCCCUCAGAGAUCUGACAGCCUAGGAGUGCGUGGACACCACCUCAGCCCACUGAGCAGGAGUCACAGCACGAAGACCAAGCACAAAGGUGAGGCUGUGGCAGGAUCUGGGGAGGAGUGAGGACAGAGAAGGAGGGAUGGGUUCUGAUCCUGAGAGUACACUCAGGUGAGCGAUAAAAUGGAUAAAGGAGGGACUGGAUUUAGGGGAGAUGAGGACACGCAUUGGGGAAAGGGGAGAGUGAUGUUGGGCAUGGAGGCGAAAAAUGAAAAAGAAUGGGAACACAGACGAGAUGGGAAUCGGGAGAGGAUGAGGCACAGACACAGGAACGUGGAGACACAAAAGGGAUGAGACUUAAGGGAAAGGGGAGAGGACAAAGAGUGACAGGCAACAGGGACAGAAUGAAGGGAACAGAAAUACAAGAUGAGAGAUGGGGCCACAGGGUUGUUGUUGGGGCUGCCGUGGAUGUGGACACACAGAAGAAGAGGCAGAGAUGAGACACAAAGUGAGGAAAGGAGACAACCGAGUAGGGAGAUGGGUGACUAGCUCAUAUGAGCAGGUAUAAGAGGACUAAUUUCUCAACUGAACACCUCUGUCCCAGCGACCCCUGCCCUCCAUUCUGACUGCUCCUCCUAAGAGAGAUGGCACCGGCCAGAGCAGGAUUCUGCCCCCUUCUGCUGCUUCUCUUGCUGGGGCUGUGGGUGGCAGAGAUCCCAGUCAGUGCCAAGCCCAAGGGCAUGACCUCAUCACAGUGGUUUAAAAUUCAGCACGUGCAGCCCAGCCCUCAAGCAUGCAACUCAGCCAUGAAAAACAUUAACAAGCACACAAAACGGUGCAAAGACCUCAACACCUUCCUGCACGAGCCUUUCUCCAGUGUGGCUGCCACCUGCCAGACCCCCAAAAUAGCCUGCAAGAAUGGCGAUAAAAACUGCCACCAGAGCCACGGGCCCGUGUCCCUGACCAUGUGUAAGCUAACCUCAGGGAAGUAUCCGAACUGCAGGUACAAAGAGAAGCGACAGAACAAGUCUUACGUAGUGGCCUGUAAGCCUCCCCAGAAAAAGGACUCUCAGCAAUUCCACCUGGUUCCUGUACACUUGGACAGAGUCCUUUAGGUUUCCAGACUGGCUUGCUCUUUGGCUGAGCUUCAAUUCCCUCUUCAGGCCUCCGCACCUCUCCCCUACACCCAGAGCAUUCUCUUCCCCUCAUCUCUUGGGGCUGUUCCUGGUUCAGCCUCUGCUGGGAGGCUGAAGCUGACACUCUGGUGAGCUGCGCUCUAGAGGGAUGGCUUUUCAUCUUUUUGUUGCUGUUUUCCCAGAUGCUUAUCCCCAAGAAACAGCAAGCUCAGGUCUGUGGGUUCCCUGGUCUAUGCCAUUGCACAUGUCUCCCCUGCCCCCUGGCAUUAGGGCAGCAUGACAAGGAGAGGAAAUAAAUGGAAAGGGGGCAUAUGGGAUUUGUGGACACAGCUGUUUCUGUUCCUGAACUAGAAGUCUUCCCCCGCUCUGACGUGGCAGUGAGGUGACCUGAAGGAAAGAAAAAUAUAAAUAAAUACCACUUCAUAUUUGUAUAGAAUCCUCUAAUCCCUUGUGACAUACACUUGACAGGGAUUGUAUGCCUUCUUUAUGGAUGAGGAAAUUAAGGUUUUAGAAAGCUUAAUGAAUUAAAGAGCUUGUCUAAUUAGUUAGUAGCAGAACCUGGACUUGAACCUAGGUCUCCUUACUCUAAAUACAGUGUACCUUCUACUCUACCAGUUGCGCAAGAAAGAAGUCACUGUUACAGAGGCAAGCGGUGAACUAGGUAAGAGUUCACCCAUGAAGAAACGAGUGCUCUGAAGAGCCAGUUACCCUGUGUUGGCUGCAAUAAAGGUCAUUACCUCUCUAGCCAAGAGAUUGUUUAUGAGGUGCUCUGGCAUUUUAUUCCUUCUCUCUCUUCCUCUCUAACUGCCCCUCCCGUUUCUCUAGACCACUGCUCUUCCAACCUAGGCCCUGGACCUGGCUCUGGCCAGAUCCCCUUGGCCUGAAGACAUAAGGUAAAGGGAGUGUCUGAGCUUCAUCCCCCAGAUCCAGGAUCACAUUUCCUUUGACCUUAAGGGACUUCCGUGGCCCUGAGCCUGCUUGUCACAAACAGGCUGGUGGGAGCUGCCAGAGCUUCCUUCCUCCUGAUAAUGAUCUCCCCUGCCUCAUUGCUACCCUGGCUCUCCACUCUGGCAGUCUGCCCAGGCCUGAGGGGUUGAGAUGCGAAAAUGCCAUUUCCCUGUCCCCCUGGGCUACAGAUACCAUUUCUCUCGUUCUGGGGAGUGGAGCUGGAGAAGGUAUGGCUUGGUAUUGGCCAGUCCUGAUGGUCUCUCCAGCAUUGCCUGACCAGCACCAUCCCCUUCUGUCUUCCUUUAUCUCAGUCCCAAACAAGCUGCAUUGUGUCCCAUGCCUGUUCUAUUUCAAACCCAAAUUCAUUAUAAGACAUUCCCAACCCUGCUGAGGAUUCCACUCUACCUAUCCCUCCCCAUCAA